AUGGCGAUCAAGGAAGGAGGUGGUGAUGGAAAUGGAGGAAACGAAUCAGAAGACAUGGCCGCGACAAUUGAUAAGCAGAGGGUUUCAUUCUAUAAGAUGUUCACUUUCGCCGACAAAUUCGACCUGUUCUUCAUGACUAUGGGCACAAUAGGUGCUGUGGGCAAUGGGUUAGCGCAGCCACUCAUGACGAUCAUAUUUGGGAAGCUGAUCAACUCGUUUGGCUCCAGCGACCCAUCCAAGGUCGUUGAUGAAGUGGCUAAGGUGGCAUUAUACUUUGUGUACUUGGCAAUUGGUGCAGGAAUCGCUGCACUUCUACAGGUAUCGAACUGGAUAGUAACGGGAGAGAGGCAGUCUGCCCGUAUACGUAGUUUGUACUUGAAAACGAUACUAAGACAAGACAUUGAAUUCUUUGACACUCAAACAAAUACUGGAGAGGUCAUUGAGAGGAUGUCUGGGGAUACCAUUCUCAUUCAAGAAGCCAUGGGUGAAAAGGUUGGAAAAUUCAUACAACUUUUAUCUACUUUUGUGGGUGGCUUUGUGAUUGCCUUUGCUAGAGGAUGGCUCCUUGCAUGCGUUUUGCUUUCUUGUAUACCUCUUAUUAUCCUUGUUGGUGGAAUUAUGUCACUCAUGAUGUCAAGAAUGUCAACCCGUGGCCAAGUUGUUUAUGCAGAAGCUGGCGGCUUAGCAGAACAAAUACUUGGAUCCAUAAGAACAGUUGCUUCUUUCACUGGGGAGAAGAGCGCAGUAGAAAAGUAUAAGAGCAAGAUAAGAAUUGCCCGCGAUUCUACAAUUAGACAAGGGCUGGUCUCAGGAUUAGGAAUUGGUGUACUUUUCCUCAUUAUGUUUGGCAGUUAUGGACUUGCUGUAUGGUAUGGAUCCAAACUGAUUAUUGAAAAGGGAUACACUGGAGGACAAGUCCUCAACGUAAUUAUGGCGCUCAUGACUGGUGGAAUGUCUUUGGGCCAGACAUCCCCUUGUCUGAAUGCAUUUGCAUCAGGGCAGGCUGCAGCAUAUAAAAUGUUUGAAACAAUUAAGCGAAAACCCAAUAUUGAUGCUUCUGACACUAGUGGGCACGUAUUGGAGGACAUAAGAGGUGAAAUUGAACUCAAAGAUGUGUACUUCAAAUACCCUGCAAGGCCAGAUGUACAGAUCUUCUCCGGAUUCUCAUUUCACGUUCCAAGUGGCACGACUGCUGCUCUAGUUGGCCAAAGUGGAAGUGGGAAGUCUACAGUGAUCAGCCUAGUUGAAAGAUUUUAUGAUCCUGAAGCUGGUGAAGUACUUAUAGAUGGUGUAAAUUUGAAGCAGUUGCAGCUUAAAUGGAUAAGGGAGAAGAUCGGUCUGGUUAGUCAAGAACCUGUUCUGUUUGCAACUACCAUAAAGGAAAACAUAGCAUAUGGGAAGGAAAAUGCGACAAUAGAGGAGAUCAGAACAGCAAUUAAGCUUUCUAAUGCAGCAAAAUUCAUAGACAAGCUACCCAAUGGACUUGACACAAUGGCAGGGGAGCAUGGAUCUCAGCUCUCUGGUGGACAAAAGCAAAGAAUUGCUAUUGCAAGGGCCAUUCUGAAGAACCCAAAAAUCCUCCUCCUUGAUGAAGCAACAAGCGCACUAGAUACUGAGUCUGAACGCAUAGUUCAAGAAGCAUUAGUAAACAUCAUGUCAAAUCGAACAACUGUGGUUGUUGCACAUCGUUUGACAACUAUUAGGAAUGCUGACAUUAUAGCAGUGGUGCAAGAAGGGAAAAUUGUAGAGAGAGGAACACACGAGGCAUUGACAAGAGAUCCAGAAGGGGCUUACUCCCAACUAGUUCGCCUGCAAGAAGGAGCUGCUCAAGCGGAAGACACCCAGACCUCUGACAAUGAUAUUGAUAAGACCGUGGUCCGUUCUGUCAGCCGGAAAUCCUCUUCGGGAAGAUCCUUAAGUAGAGGUCCAUCAGUUAACAGGCCUUUUUCACUUAGCUAUGUUGUCCCUGGCCCAUUUAAUGUCUAUGAUGCUGAAGAAGAAGCAGAUGAUGAGGAGGAGGUUAUUGAGAAGCGUAAAGAGGUGUCCAUGAAACGGUUGGCAUACUUGAACAAGCCUGAGCUUCCAGUGUUGAUAAUAGGAUCAAUUGCUGCAAGCGUACAGGGUGUAAUUUUCCCCAUCUUUGCUCUGUUACUAUCAUCAUCCAUUAACAUGUUCUUUAAACCUCCAAAACAAUUAGAAAAAGAUUCUCGAUUUUGGGCACUUGUGUAUGUGGGUUUGGGUUGCGUUUCUCUGAUAGCUCUUCCAGGGCAGAGUUACUUCUUUGGAGUUGCGGGUGGAAAGUUGAUAGAAAGAAUUCGUUCCUUGACAUUUGAAAAGGUCGUGUACCAACAAAUAAGUUGGUUUGAUGAACCUGGACAUUCAAGUGGCGCAGUUGGUGCAAGGUUGUCUACUGAUGCUUCCACUAUCAAGAGUCUUCUUGGUGAUGCCUUGGCCUUAAUUGUUCAGAAUAUAGCAACGGUCAUGGCUGGACUAAUCAUAGCAUUUACAGCUAACUGGAAAUUGGCUUUGAUAAUUCUAGCUGUGAUGCCCGUCUUGUUUGUGCAAGGAUACGUUCAGAUGAAAUUUAUGAAGGGGUUCAGUGCAGAUGCCAAGGUGAUGUAUGAAGAAGCAAGUCAAGUGGCAAAUGAUGCCGUAGGCAGCAUUAGGACUGUUGCAUCCUUUUGUUCUGAGCAGAAGGUGAUGGAUUUGUACCAAGAGAAAUGUGACGGCCCUACAAAACAUGGAAUUAGGGUAGGAAUCAUAAGUGGAUUAGGUUUUGGCUUCUCUUUCUCUGCACUCUUCCUUACAAAUGCAUUUUGUUUCUACAUCGGUUCUAUUCUUGUGAAACAUGGAUCUGCAACAUUUGGUGAAGUUUUCAAGGUUUUCUUUGCUUUGACAAUGGCAGCAAAUGGGGUUUCACAUUCAAGUGCUUUGGCUCCAGACACCACCAAAGCCAAGAAUUCAGCAGCUUCAAUAUUUGAAAUUCUUGACAGCAAGCCUAGCAUAGAUUCAAGUAGCAAUGAGGGCAUCACAUUGCCCUCUGUAACUGGGAAUAUUGAGUUACAAAAUAUCAGCUUUAAAUAUCCCACACGUCCAGAUAUUCAAAUUUUCAAAGACUUGUCUUUGAGCAUCCCCUCUGGGAAGACUGUUGCUUUGGUUGGAGAGAGUGGUAGUGGGAAAUCAACAGUAAUCAGCCUCAUAGAGAGAUUUUAUGAUCCUGAUUCAGGUUGUGUAUUUUUGGAUGGAGUUGAUAUCCGAAAGUUCAGACUAAGCUGGUUGAGGCAACAAAUGGGAUUGGUCAGUCAAGAACCUGUCCUAUUCAAUGAAAGCAUCGGUGCUAACAUAGCAUAUGGCAACAAUGGGAAUGCUACCGAGGAAGAGAUUAUAGCAGCUGCAAAAGCAUCAAAUGCACACAAUUUCAUAUCCUCACUGUCUGAAGGCUAUGACACCUCUGUAGGGGAAAGAGGAGUACAGUUAUCCGGGGGCCAAAAGCAACGAAUAGCCAUUGCAAGAGCUAUACUGAAGAACCCGAAACUCCUUUUGCUCGAUGAGGCCACAAGUGCACUAGAUGCAGAGUCAGAACGCGUGGUGCAAGAUGCUUUGGAUAGAGUGAUGGUAAAUAGAACAACUGUUGUUGUUGCUCACCGCCUAAGCACUAUCAAAGGAGCUGAUAUAAUCGCAGUGGUGAAGAAUGGUGGGAUUGCUGAGAAGGGAAGGCAUGAUAUUCUGAUGAAGAUCACUGAUGGCGUCUAUGCCUCUUUGGUAGCACUUCAUAUGACUUCAACGUGAAGAAAAACUGCAGUAUCAUAAGCUCAUUUUUGCUUUGCUGGAUAACAGAACAGUUUCUGGGCAUGCCUUUUGGCUCAGAAUGUGUGUGCUCUCUGUAGGGGUAGUAAUCAAAAUUGGUGACCAAAGUGUACUGUUACAAAGAGCUGCU
Messenger RNA from Quercus robur (English oak), 3937 nucleotides. Its product is annotated as ABC transporter B family member 9-like. Gene Ontology annotation, biological process: transmembrane transport. The coding region runs from base 1 to 3789 and encodes 1262 amino acids. NCBI's taxonomy places the organism in Eukaryota, Viridiplantae, Streptophyta, Magnoliopsida, Fagales, Fagaceae. Gene Ontology annotation, molecular function: ATP binding; ABC-type transporter activity; ATP hydrolysis activity. The record is from RefSeq and is a predicted model, not a curated record. Gene Ontology annotation, cellular component: membrane. The transcript has 12 exons.